Molecule: messenger RNA, 795 nt
Organism: Ostreobium quekettii
Lineage: Eukaryota; Viridiplantae; Chlorophyta; Ulvophyceae; Bryopsidales; Ostreobiaceae
Source: the annotation of a GenBank genome assembly
AUGCCGCUCACGGCCACUUCCCACUUUUCCUUGCCUCAGCGGCAGUGGGCAAUAAACCCCGCACGGCGGGCGAUCUCGGGAUGGGCAGCCCGCCGCGACCUUCGUCGUCAAGCCGGCGCCCAGCAGGCCUCCACCGGCCCAUCGAACCAACAGAUGCUCGUGUAUGUGCCGCCACAUCCAUUGGUCAAGCACUGGCUGGCCGUCGUUCGAAAUGUCGCCACGCCCUCUGCUCUGUUUAGGGGAGCUCUGGGGGAGCUUGGGAGGAUACUCACCUACGAGGCAUUGAGGGAUGUCCUGCCCACCAUCGACGGAGUGGUGGAUACGCCAAUGGGGGAGGCGGAGGUUACAUUUAUCGAUCCCAAUAGACCUGUGAAGGUAAUUCCGGUGCUAAGAGCUGGUUUAGCACUACAAGAGCAGGCCACAUCAAUGAUACCUACUUCUGCAACAUAUCAUGUUGGGUGCGUGCGAGAUGACACAACAUUUGAGCCGUCUACCUACCUGAACAAACUCCCGGCAGAGCUAUCACCUGAUGAGUUGAUCGUGGUCCUGGACCCUAUGCUUGCGACAGGGGGCACCAUGAUGUCAGUGCUUGAGAACAUCACCAGCAGAGGAGCACAGGCAAAGAACAUCCGUGUCAUCUCUGUGGUAGCAGCACCACCAGCUUUGAAGAAAAUAUCUGAGAAAUUCCCAGGUCUGAAGAUAUACACAGCCAUCAUCGACCCAGAAGUGAACGAGCAAGGGUACAUCAUUCCGGGCCUUGGUGAUGCUGGUGAUCGGUGCUUUGGAACACAAUGA